GCCCGAAGCCAAAAUGCUGUUCGGUGCCUGGCAGUGAGCGAUGGGCAGGCUGCUGUCUCUGGCCCACAGAGUCGCCUUGACCGCUGUGCGCUGCAGCCAAGGCUGUUGUAGGCUCGGGAUGUUCUAUGCUGUGAGGAGGGGCCGCAAGACCGGGGUCUUUCUGACCUGGAAUGAGUGCAGAGCACAGGUGGACCGGUUUCCUGCUGCCAGAUUUAAGAAGUUUGCUACAGAAGAUGAGGCCUGGGCCUUUGUCAGGAACUCUGCAAGCCCAGAUGGCUCAGAAGGGCUGGAGAACAAACAUGUGCAAGAAUCACAGAUGAAAACCAGCAAGCGACCCCGUGAGCCCCUGGAUAGAGAUGAAGGGGACAGUGCAGAGCCGUGUGCAAAGCACCUGAGACAGGACGCAGAGGCGGCGGCUCCUUCAGUCGGCAAAGACGCAUUUUCUUACAUGGGAGACUCUGUUGUCGUGUACACUGACGGCUGCUGCUCCAGUAACGGGCGGAGGAGGGCACGAGCUGGCAUCGGCGUCUACUGGGGCCCGGGCCAUCCUUUAAACGUAGGCAUUAGACUUCCUGGGCGCCAGACAAACCAAAGAGCAGAGAUUCACGCAGCCUGCAAAGCUAUUGAACAAGCAAAGGCUCAAAACAUCAACAAGUUGGUUUUGUACACGGACAGUAUGUUCACUAUAAAUGGUAUAACCAACUGGGUACAAGGCUGGAAGAAGAACGGCUGGAGGACAAGCACAGGGAAGGAGGUGAUCAACAAAGAGGACUUCAUGGCGCUGGAGGAGCUCACCCAGGACAUGGACAUCCAGUGGAUGCAUAUUCCUGGUCACUCGGGAUUUACAGGCAAUGAAGAAGCUGAUAGAUUAGCAAGAGAAGGAGCUAAGCAGUCUGCAGAUUGA
Molecule: messenger RNA, 904 nt
Organism: Otolemur garnettii (small-eared galago)
Lineage: Eukaryota; Metazoa; Chordata; Mammalia; Primates; Galagidae
Gene: RNASEH1
Product: ribonuclease H1
Exons: 8
Coding region: 41-904 (287 amino acids)
Biological process (GO): DNA replication, removal of RNA primer
Molecular function (GO): RNA-DNA hybrid ribonuclease activity; magnesium ion binding; nucleic acid binding
Source: RefSeq, marked validated